Messenger RNA from Ostertagia ostertagi, 438 nucleotides. Lineage: Eukaryota; Metazoa; Nematoda; Chromadorea; Rhabditida; Trichostrongylidae. The record is from the annotation of a GenBank genome assembly.
AUGGUGCAGUCAUUUGAUGGAAUUUAUUCGCUCCCUAAUAAAAAUUUUGUUCUAUCAGCGCACCUGCUUAGUCACAAAGGAGAAGGAUCUCUGUUGUCUGAACUGAAGCGGCUAGGAUGGGUGCGCAACUUGUACGCCGAUGCAGACAUUUUUGCAAAAGGAACCUGCAUAUUCCAAGUCGAUGUUCACCUCAGCGCUGAUGGCUUGGAUCACACUGAAGAUAUAGUAAGUCUAGUUUUCAAGUACAUCGGAUUAAUUCGACGAAGUGGUGUGGUUGCUUGGAUACAUGAAGAACUUCGAGAUCUGGGAGAGCUUCAUUUUCGCUUCGUGGACAAGCAAUAUCCGAAGGAUGUGGUGGUGCAAUAUUCUUCUGAGCUACAGCGCAUUCCUUUUCAAGACGUUCUGUCGUGCCGUAUUCUCCUGACGGAGUACAACCCU